This is a messenger RNA of Peniophora sp. CBMAI 1063, 1806 nucleotides long. Lineage: Eukaryota; Fungi; Basidiomycota; Agaricomycetes; Russulales; Peniophoraceae. The record is from the annotation of a GenBank genome assembly.
AUGUUGCCCUUCUUUGGCGCCUUCAAGCUGUACUUCCUCCUCGCAGCCGUGCUCGGCGUGGUCACAGCCAGAAGCGAAGCGACCACUCUUGAGUUAAGGGUGAACCGGAAUGUGGCAGCUGGCACUUGCGAGCACGCUCGUAUUCGCAAAGGGCAACGCCAUCGUCUGCUGGACCAACCCAGUGCGCCUGAGGUCAUCACAACGCGCAGGCGCGCGCAAAGCGACAACAGCAAGGCGCCCCUUGAGCUGAUCAGUAUGUUCGCUCACGACGAGGCACCGUUGCGACGCGAACUUGAAUUGCUGUGCGGACCGACCGCUCUGAAUGCACCAUCCAAUACCCAGGCUAUUCUGAGAGCGCCGCCCACAGCAGAAGUCGAGGUUCCGCCCAUGGAUGUCCGCCUGAUCUCCGGCUCCGGGUCCUCGGACAAUCGCGUCCAUCUAACAUUCUUCUCGGAUGGUUACGUCCCCGAAGAGGAAGGGCAGUUUUUCGACGACGUCCGCUUCUUAGUAGAGGCUAUAGCCAGGAAUCAGACAUUCUACACCGUUGCCCCACUAUUAAACUUUUGGGCCGCGUACACGCCGAGCAAAGAGAGUGGCGUGGGCAGUCAUGGGACACCGCUGGAUACGCCUUUCGGCUUGUAUAGACCUGGCACGGAACUGAGAGGCGUGCUGUGGUCCAAGCCAGAGGUUGCGAGAGCGGCUUGCGAUUCACUUAGGACGAAGUGCGACUAUCCCGUCUUCGUAGGUAACGACAGGUUAUAUGGCGGUAUGAAUGGUGAGUUUGUAACGAUAACGCCGUCACCGGUGAAUGGCCCUCUGGUACUGCGCCAUGAGCUGGGGCACAACAUCAUCGAUGCUGGAGAAGAAUAUGAUGGUGGAGACGCCGAUGAGUAUUUCGGGGUCAACACGGCGCCGUCUGUCGAGCAAACUUUACCUUGGGAGCACUGGUUGACUUCAUCUCCCGCUGAUGGGAGCAGACCUCGCGCUGAGCGUGUUGUGAUGCCACUGCAAGACUAUGCUUGGACGAUGCUCAACACGAGCAGCGCAUGGAGCACCACCUUCGUAUCUGCUGGCUCAUACGCACGCCACCUCGUGCGAUUCUCCCUCUCAGGAUUGCCGCACUCCGAUGCUCUGAAUGUCUUAAUUGAUGGGGAAGACAUCGGAUGGAAGGCCAAAGAGGAUCUCGGGCUGGACCGAUGGCACUACGACAUCUACAGAGAUGUGUCUCUCCCGGGUGGCUCGCACCAGAUCACCUUCAAGCUGAACGACGCCACACUCGAAGGUCACGCACAGUUGUGCAGCCUCGAGAUACUAGAGUACGGCCAUCCUAAUGAGUUCAAUGCCACACCUGGCUUCUACGGCGCAUUCCCGACCUUCGACAGCUCGAACAUGACGCGGCUCCGACCUACGAACGAAGACUGCUUGAUGCGCAUCACAAACGAGCCUCAAUUCUGCUCUGUGUGCAUUGAGGACCUAUGGAUGUCGUUACUCUCACGAGUCGAUCCGAUAGACGCCGCAACUGCUACCUGCACCCUCGUCGAGGGUAGUACGGACAAAUGGACGCGGAUACUCGCAUUGGACCUCGUCGACUUGUCGCAGAGGGGCACCUAUGUAUCGGAGUGGAAGCGAAAUGGCGUCGCGGUAGAUGUCUGGGCGAACCGGACAACAGUCGAAGUGGCAGGGGAUGAGGAAGGGAAGUUCGAAGUGUUCGUGCAGUUCUCGACGGAGGAGAUUAUAAUUCGGUCGGACCCGCAUGGUUACGCGCGGUCGAAUGCUACCUUCAUCAUAGACGCGCCUUGCGUAUGA